UUAAAAAUCGUUCACUUUGCAAUAGAGCUGUGGUUGUUGUACACGCUAAUUUAAACCUCCUCCCCAGCAAGAUUGGAGCACUUUCUGUCAGCAGUCCGUCCGGCAGGAUUUAGAAGGCAAUACGGAGUUGCCUUGGUACUCCAAAUGCUUCUGAAGGGAAUGUUCAUCUUUUAUCGACUUUUCCUUUAUGUAGAGAUGGGCCGACGGAGAUGGCACACUUUGCUGGGCAUCGCCCUUCUUUUGGUCAAUGCGGGUCACUGUGAAGGCAGAGCAGAGACGAGGCAGAAAGCGAGACAAUCACCUUUAGACCUCAUCUUAAAAGGCGUGGGAGACAGCAAUAACGGGGGCAGGAACACAGUCAAACGAUACGACACUUUCUAUGCCUUGGAUCAAGACUACAAACAGUUCACUAAAGAAAAAGCCGUGUUUGUCCCAAGGCUGGACAAACCAAUAGAGGUUGUCCAUAGAGACUCCAACUUGAAAGGGAAGUUUUUAAAGCAUUUUGCAGCAGGACCAAUCUCAUUCUCAUCUGAGUGCAGUAAGCAAUUUCAGCGUCUCUAUUAUAACACAAGGGAUUGUUCCACACCAGCUUAUUACAAAAGGUGUGCAAGGUUGCUUACAAGAUUAGCUGUGAGUCCUUUGUGUACACAACACUAAAUAUUUUGCCAUACCCAAGUCACUGAAGAUGGAAAUCUGUGUUGCCUCAGAAGUGCCUUGAAAAUGUCCCCAAAAUGGAUUGGAAUUACAGCUGAUGUUGCUUUGGUUUACAGCAUUGUUUAUUUUAACUGCUGAAUGCUUUUUAUUUACAUGUGAAUAUGUAUGUGUGAGAACAUUCCACUUUGUGUGUUAAUUAAGCUUAUCUUUGAUUUGUAAUAUUAUUGCAUAGAAUUCAAAUAAACCAAUUAUUUAUUGAAAUACUUUCUAUAUAAUGAUCUGCACUGAUGAAAUAAUGUAAAAAUACAGAAACCCCCAGUGAAGCAGUAAUUUUAAUAGGUUCACAUUGUAUUGGCCUCCCUUCUUAGAAGGUGCUGGCAAUGGACAAAGACAAUACGUUUCCAGCAUUAGCAGUUCUGUUUAACAGUAGUGCCAAAGAAGGUGAUAUUCUAAUCAAUAGGAUGGAAAAUAAAGCAUUAUGCUUAUACGGUUAUAAGUUGUGUAUUAAAGAGGCCCAUAUUAUUCACAAAGCUUAUGAUGAACAGCUAAAAUGAAGGCACACUAAUUACCACAAUAAGCGUUGAUUGAAUGCUUUACACUCACUGCAAUCCGUAUUUGGAGUUUGUCCCGCUUUUGGUGACAUGGCUUCACGCUGCUGAUUGAGAAUGUUGUUCUUUAUAAGUAGUCAGUGUUUGAUUAUUGUAUUUUAAAUUUAAAGAAUCUUCAUGAUCUUAAAUGGGCCAAUAUGAUGUACUAAUUAUUUUACAAUGGAUUAUGUCAUUGUAUUAUACCUCUUCAAUUUCGUUAAGACUCUUUUUCAUUAUUUGCACUGAGCUUGAAUGCAAUGCAAUUCACUUUCCAUAGGAGCUGUAAAUUGAACUUUAUUCUCUACAAAUAAUAAUGAAAAUAUCAGUUUGAUACUUUAGUUCUGAAGCUCUGUUACAAUGUACUGCACAUUGAGAAUUUAAGCUCAAAAUGUACCUUGCUUUGGAAUAUUAUCUCAUAGCUAUUAUGAAUUACCAUUGGUACAGGCACUUAUGUAAAACAAUGCAAAUAAUAUAAAUAUUGGAGA
Molecule: messenger RNA, 1726 nt
Organism: Pristis pectinata (smalltooth sawfish)
Lineage: Eukaryota; Metazoa; Chordata; Chondrichthyes; Rhinopristiformes; Pristidae
Gene: alkal1
Product: ALK and LTK ligand 1
Exons: 5
Coding region: 145-657 (170 amino acids)
Biological process (GO): positive regulation of ERK5 cascade; positive regulation of ERK1 and ERK2 cascade
Molecular function (GO): receptor tyrosine kinase binding; receptor signaling protein tyrosine kinase activator activity
Source: RefSeq, a predicted model, not a curated record